AUUUGUCCUAAUUAUACAAUUUACAAGAUGCUGUCAAAUAAUAAAAAAGAAUUGCAGCUUACAAAAUAUGAGAUGGAAGUUCCUAAAAUAAAAAAAACAUUGUAAAGAUAAGUCAUCAACUAAAAUUGAAAAAGACUGUUAAAUUGUUGGAAAUAAAACCCGCUAAAUUUAGCAAAGUGCAGAAACCAUUAUAAGGUUUGGAUUUUCCCAACAAACAAAAACAGUUAACAUCUGUUUUCUCUUCUCCUCUCCUCUUCUCUUCUCAAUUUCUUUUACCAUUUUUCAUUAUCAUUCUGUCUCCUCAUUUCCUCCUCCUGAGGCUAAAAGGCCACAAGUCUUUCUAGUUUCUCGAGAAACAAGUUUCAGACAUUAUCAUCUCGAGGGCUGAGAAAGAUGGCUGCAAGAAGACUUAAAGGAAAAGACAGUAAAGCAGUUACCGCCAUAGCCAUUGAUAAAGAUAAAAACAGCCAACACGCUUUGAAAUGGGCUGUCGAUAAUAUCAUCGUCGAUUCUUCAAACUGUAUCCUUCUCCAUGUUCAAACCAAAUUGAGAAUUGGUGCAGGAGAGAACACAGAGGCUACACAUGACAACCAGGAAGAGGCGCACCAGUUCUUCCUUCCCUAUAGAGGAUUCUGUGCUCGGAAAGGGGUCAGAGAUCAAUCUCUCUGUCUGUUUACAACAAUCACACAUAUGUAUAUAUAUAUAGCUCUGACCUCAUCAUAUAUGUUCUCUCAGAUUAUAGCAACUGAGGUUCUUCUUCACGAUAUUGACAUCUCGAGUGCAAUUAUUGACUACAUCACCAAUAAUUCCAUUGCAAAUAUAGUCCUUGGAGCCUCUGCGCGAAAUUCCUUCCUCAAGUCUCUAUCUUUCUCUCAUAUAACCUACUAAUGUAAUCUCAAACUUCGGUUCCAUGAAUGCUAAAACUCUUUGCUAUGGUCUUAACCAGGAAGUUUAAGAGCGCAGAUGUGCCAACCACACUGCUUAAAACAGCUCCAGAUACAUGUGCUGUCUUUAUUGUGUCUAAAGGUAGGCUCAUAACAAGCAGAUCAGCGACUCGGACUCAGACACCUCAAGGUCCUCAACACUCUCCUCCUCCUUCAAAAAAACCCGCAAUGAUGUCUG
This is a messenger RNA of Camelina sativa (false flax), 1122 nucleotides long. Lineage: Eukaryota; Viridiplantae; Streptophyta; Magnoliopsida; Brassicales; Brassicaceae. The record is from RefSeq and is a predicted model, not a curated record.